UAUCUCAGAUUGCAAGAGUUCAAUGAUUAACCACAGAAAGAGAAAGAGAGGAGAGGGGACAGAGAAUGGAAAGACAGGGGAAGGAAAAUUAGACCACGCAACACAUCGGCCUGUUUUGAUGCCAUUGAACACAUAACAUGGGGGACUACACUGCUGAACGCACCAUCUUUCUAAAUGAUGGGACUCGCAUGCCCCUACUGGGCCUGGGAACGUGGAAGGCCAGCACUGAGGUGGCACAGCAGGCAACUGAGGCUGCCAUUGCUGCAGGAUACCGACACAUCGAUACAGCAUAUAGCUACCGUAAUGAGGUGGAACUGGGCCGGGCCAUCCAUGCCAAGAUCAAGCAGGGCAUCAUCAGCCGGAAGGACAUGUUCAUCGUCAGCAAGUUGUGGUGUACACACCAUGCCACCUCAGAUGUGCAGCUGUGUCUUAGCCAGUCCCUGAGAGACCUGCAGCUGGAGUACCUAGACCUGUACCUAAUACACUUUCCUGUGGCCCUAAAGAGAGUAGGGGAUGAGCUCUUUCCCAUGAAAGACGGUAAACUUCUCACCACAGAUAUUGACUACGUGGAUGUAUGGAGGAAAAUGGAGGCUCUGCAGGCCUCCGGCCAAGUGAAGAGUAUUGGAGUCUCAAAUUUUAAUAUUGCUCAGCUUGAGAGGCUGCUGUCUGUAGCCAAGGUUCCUCCAGCUGUCAACCAGGUGGAGCUGCACCCCUACCUGGUCCAGUCCGAUCUGAUUCAGUUCUGUAAGGAUCGGAACAUCGCCCUUACCGCUUACAGCCCUUUUGGGUCCCCCGGAAGACCCCCAGAGCACCACCAUGGGGACACCGACCCUGAGAAGAUUCUGGAAGAUCCUCUGGUCCAGAGUGUUGCCAAAAAGUACAAACGGAGCCCUGCACAGGUGCUGCUACGAUAUCAUGUACAGCAGGGCAUAGCAGUGAUCCCCAGAAGCAUCAAACCCAACCACAUCCUGGAGAACACAAAGAUUUUUGACUUCUCUCUGCACGAGGAGGACUUCAGAGCACUUCAGGGCCUGGAUCGUGGAUGGAAAGCCUGCACCCUUGACGCGCUGAAAUCUCACCCCUACUACCCCUUCUGAAACAGCCCCAGGGGUAAAGAAGCAGGGCAGGAAGGGAGCGGCGCACCUGGACAUACACGCAAUCUGAAAAGUCAUCAUCAUAUUUCUGUUUAAUUUAAUUCAAUCAUCCGCAUUUCCCUGUAUAGGGACCAUGACGCAUUUUAAUAAAACAGAGCUCCAGCCA
Messenger RNA from Anguilla rostrata (American eel), 1260 nucleotides. RefSeq lists its product as uncharacterized. Gene Ontology annotation, cellular component: cytosol. The record is from RefSeq and is a predicted model, not a curated record. Gene Ontology annotation, molecular function: aldose reductase (NADPH) activity. The coding region runs from base 138 to 1097 and encodes 319 amino acids. NCBI's taxonomy places the organism in Eukaryota, Metazoa, Chordata, Actinopteri, Anguilliformes, Anguillidae. The transcript has 10 exons.